Anneissia japonica is the source of this 1711-nucleotide messenger RNA. RefSeq names its product sodium-dependent phosphate transporter 2-like. Gene Ontology annotation, biological process: phosphate ion transmembrane transport. Bases 11 to 931 code for a protein of 306 amino acids. The transcript is spliced from 6 exons. Gene Ontology annotation, molecular function: phosphate transmembrane transporter activity. Gene Ontology annotation, cellular component: membrane. NCBI's taxonomy places the organism in Eukaryota, Metazoa, Echinodermata, Crinoidea, Comatulida, Comatulidae. The record is from RefSeq and is a predicted model, not a curated record.
CGGUGAGUUGAUGGCAUGGGCUGUGCUUUUGAUUGCAUUUGGAACCGGGUUUCUUGUUGGUUCUCUCGUCUGGUUGAUAUAUGUUCCAAGAGUGAGACGGUUAAUCUUAGGAUAUCACAUUGGUGGAGAAAUUAGAAUGGUAUCUCAAACAACACAAACGGAGGACGAAGAUUUUUAUCACAAUUUAGCUAUGUCCGAGUUAGAUGCAAGUUCAAUUCCGGAAGCUGGUGAAAUUCACGGUAAUAAUCUAAAAAAGUCGAAGAGUACAGUCGAAGUAGAUGCAAAUAAAGAAAAGAUAGGCCUACCACAUGAUGAUGAUCAAUCGAAACAAACUGCGUUGAAUAUGAACGGAGUGAAGAAGCGCACAUUUAGUACCGUUAAUCGUCAUGCCGACGAUCCAGAGUGGAGACAAGUUAAAGAUCACCCACAUGUCACAAAAAUCUGUUUACCACUCCAGGUAUUGUCAUCGAUAUUUGGAGCAUUUGCACACGGUGGCAAUGACAUCAGUAACGCUAUAGGACCAUUUGUGGCAUUGUGGGUAAUAUACACAACAGGUGAUGUUCAACAGGAAGAGGAGGUUCCCACAUGGAUACUCGUCUAUGGCUCAAUUGGUGUCUCAAUCGGUUUGUGGGUACUUGGUAAAAGAGUUAUAGAGACUGUGGGUGACGAUUUGACGCCACUAACAGUAUCAAGUGCUUUUACAAUCGAGCUUGGUUCUGCAACAACUGUGCUGGUUGCCUCUAAUCUGGGAAUACCAGUUAGCACUACGCAUUGUAAAGUCGGAUCUGUUGUCGCCGUUGGUUGGGUAAGAACAAAGACUGCCGUUGACUGGACGUUAUUCUACUCUAUCAUUGCAGCAUGGGUCAUCACUCUCCCUGCUACUGUCGGCAUUAGUGCUUUUAUGAUGUUCCUACUUCAAAAAACCGUAUGAAAUACAAUAUAAAAAACAUCUGAAGAAUAAUGUUUUGAUGGAUAAUCUGACAAAGUAAAGAUAUUGGAAAAAAUAAUUAUAGUUUACAUUAUAAUUAUAAUUUAGUUUAAUAUACUGAAUUCGAAAGUGUUGUGCUACGUUGUUUUCUGUCUGAAUGAAUGAACAUUGAUGUUCAUAUCUUUUGCUAUUUAUAGUAUAAUUUCAAUCGAACUGUAGUUUGGGAGGUGGGGGGGGGGGGGGGGGGAAUGUGUAGAUCGAUUUCAACCACAUGGUAUGGGUUAAAUAUUAGCAAACUGAAAAUGCUAUAAAGUUCGGGAACGUUGUGAAAGCUGUAGAUAUGUUGUCAGAAAAUGACUAACAAAAAGUUGCAGGAAGGUGUUCAUUCUAAGUAAUUUGUCGCUCUAAUGGUGACGUCACUGCUGAACUUGACAAUGAUUAGAAUGGUCAAAAACGUUAUUUAACAAUUAGCUAAAAAUACGUCAUCUCAAUUUAAUGUGGCACAAGAAUAAAUUAUAUUUAUGUCAUAAUACAAGAUUUAUUAAGAGUCAUUUCAGUUUUUCAGUAACGUUACAAAAAUUAAAGAUGUUUUCAACACCAAACUGUGAAGCUAAGGCAAAAAUGUUAGCUGGGGUGUGGGCUACUAGAUCGUCAUACAACUCCACAGUUUUGAGAUUGAACAUGUUCAAUUUCAAUACUUAAGGAAAAUAUAACUAAGUAUUGUUUUCUCUAAGGAAAAAAUGCAUCUUCAGUUAUUUGAAACAUGACCGAGAUAUUAUUGUU